UAGACAGACAGCAGCACUAAAACACUCAGGAGCGCUCUCACCACACACACACACAAACACACACACGCACACACACAUACACACACUCAUACACAUUUACACAUAUUAGAAGUGGUCGAUCGCGGUGUUCUGCCUCAGCAACUUGCGGCAACUUUUUGUCUUAUUGUUCUGCCGUUCUGGAUUAAGACUUUGAACUUUUGUUUUGUCGACAGAGCGUGUUUUCCCACAGCACAGGUUGAAUCAUGACUUCAGCGUGGAGUGAAGCAUCGAUUGAUUAGAGGGGUUAGAUCGGUUCCCUGCAGGGUGACAGAGUUUGCACUCUGACCUGCAGGUUUGGACAGGGCUGCUCUGUCUCUGUGCCGUGACAUUGACAGACAGAAAAGAGGAUACAGACGCACGUCACAUCAUGGAUUUCGGAAACGAUGUGGAUCUGUCCAACAAUAACAUCAUGCCACUGUGGAAACGCCGCACAGACAAUUGUAAAAGCCCCCGAGACCCCAGCAAGCCCAAACCUCGACCCCUCAGUUACCAAAUAGAUGGGGUCGUGAUGACGGACUUUCCUGUGGAGGACAACAAAUGUUCCUUUACCUUGAGCCAGCCUGCUGAGAGACUGGUGGCCACACCUACAGGCAGGAACACAGUGGUGUUGAAACACAUUCUCAACAAACCCACGAGGAAAACUCGGGUAGUUCGCAGCAUCAGCAUCGGUCACCUCUCUAAUGGACGUUUCUCACUGUCUAAAUUCAAAUCCGAGGACAGUAGAUCAGCUUCACUGGACAACAGGGUGUGCAAUGGAAGCUGUGAGAGAGGGAAAGCUAAUGGAGCCACUGUAUGGCCUGAGAAAUGUCUCCGGGACACCCAGAAAUGCAUGUCGGGUACGCUCCCUCUGAGCUCACAGAGAGACCAGAUAGCUUUUGUAACGGGCUCAUCCUCACCUGAAGCUCUUCCUCCUAAACAGUCCUCUCCUGUCCUGUCUGCCCAUUCCUCUAACAACAACAGCUAUAAGCAUAACCACCAUCACACACCCUCUUCUCCCUCACUCCAGCCAUCUCCGCCUGUCCGCCGUGUCCCUACCCCCUCCCAUAGCUCCACAUCGAGCAUCCCAUCCCUCUCCUCUCUCACCUCCUCAGACCCCCCGACCCCACGCUCGCCAUCCCCAGCAGACAGAGAGCACACUCCCCUCAGACAGUCCUCAUCCUCCCUUGCGUCCACCCAAGAAACCAGGAAUGCCUCGUCCUCUUCCUCCUCUUCCACCACCACCUCCCCCUCCCCCUCUCUUUCCCCAUCCAUGUCUCCCCCUCCCCCCAUUGUCCUUAGCACCCACAGCCCGGCUGCCCUGAAGAUGGGCACCCAGCAACUAAUUCCCAAAGGCCUGGCGUCUGACACUCGGCAGAGUAAGGCACCUUCCUCUGGGCCACAAGGCCAAGGUUUUGCUGGGAUGCUGGGAUUGGAUAGCUCCAAGCGAGCAGAGAAAGCCCUCAGCAUGGUGGAGACAGGAGCCUUCUUUUCUACAGGCCGUUCUUGGGGACAGGGUGAGGGGGCAGAUAAGGAGAGUGAGAGCCCAGGGGCUUUGAGGAGGGGGCUGAGAAGUACAUCCUACAGGAGGGCAGUUGUGAGUGGGGUAGACCUAGAGGUGCCGUCAGUAGACCCCAAGGCCCAACAGCUGUCACAGGCAGCUCUUAAGGGACAACAGGAAGACAGGGACAAACCAGGGAGUCCAGUCAGCCCAGCAAGUCCUGCCUCUGCCAAACCAGCCAGCCCUGGGAAGAACAAGAGUCCUGAUAAGAAGAAGCUAUUGACCAGUCAGAGGACAUUUGACAGUGAAGAGGAAGAGCUGUAUCAGAAUUACCAAGAGAAAGCCUUGCACAACGACUCAGAUGAGGAUGCAGAGUCCAGGGAGCCCAAACCUGAUAAUGGCAUUGUGGUUCAAUACAGACCCAUUCGCACCUCGUGGAGCCAGCUCAGCGUGGUGAAGAAAAGUGGCCUGUCUGACAAGCUGAGUCAGGAGGAACGCAAGAGGCAAGAGGCCAUCUUUGAGGUCAUCUCCUCGGAGCACUCCUACCUCCACAGUCUGGAGAUCCUGAUCCGCAUGUUUAAGAACUCUGCAGAGCUCAGCGAGGCCAUGACCAAGACCGAGCACCACCAUCUCUUCUCAAACAUCACCGAUGUCUGUGAGUCCAGCAAAAAGUUCUUUAAGGAGCUGGAGGACCGGCACCAACAGAACAUAGUGAUCGACGACAUCAGCGACAUUGUCUACAGGCAUGCUCAGUCCAACUUUGAUCCCUAUAUCACCUACUGCUCCAAUGAGGUGUACCAGCAGAGAACACUGCAGAGGCUAGUGUCUAAGAGUCCAGUGUUUAAGGAGGUGCUGACCAGGAUAGAAGCCCACCCAGACUGCAGGAACCUCCCCAUGAUCUCCUUCCUCAUCCUGCCUAUGCAGAGAAUCACCCGCCUGCCGCUGCUCAUGGAUACGAUUUGUCAGAAGACGCCUAAAGACUCGGCGCAAUACGAGGAGUGUAAGAAGGCUUUACAAGCAGUCAGCAAGGUGGUUAGGAAGUGUAAUGAAGGAGCUCGUACCAUGGAGAGAACAGAGAUGAUGUACACCAUUAACUCUCAGCUGGAGUUCAAGAUCAAGCCAUUCCCUCUGGUAUCAUCCUCCAGGUGGAUGGUGAAGAGAGGAGAGCUGACGGCCUUUGUGGAGGAAAACGGCAUCUUCCUCAAGCGGACGUCACGGCAACAGGUCUAUUUCUUCCUCUUCAACGACGUCCUCAUCGUCACCAGGAAGAAGAGUGAGGACAGUUACACCGUCAUAGACUACGCUCUGAGGGACCAGAUCUGGGUCGGGCCCUGCCAGCCCGAGGAUCUCAACCUGUCGCCGGUCAGAGCCACCGCCAGCAUGCUGAGCUCACGGCAGGCCGGCGCCAACCAUCUCUUCCGCCUGUGUUUCCGUAGCAACCACUCUGGAGAGAAGGUGCCCAUGAUCCUGGGAGUGGAGUUGAUGAAUGAGCGUGCUCGAUGGAUCAGUGCCCUGGGCCAGAACAACAAUAACAAGAAGAACCAGGACAGAACUAAUGCCAUGCAGGUGGAAGUGACCAGGACGUACACAGCCAAGCAGCCGGAUGAGCUGUCCCUGCAGGUGGCAGAUGUGGUGUUGGUCUCUCAGAAAGUAGAGGACGGCUGGUAUGAGGGUGAGCGACUGCGCGAUGGAGAGAGAGGAUGGUUCCUUGCGGAGUGCGCUGAGCCAAUCACAUGCCCGGCCACCAUCGAGCGCAACAUGCAGAGGAUGGACCGCCUGCAAGGGCUGGAGACCAACGUAUGACUCUGACAGGCUGGGUGCGCCCGGAAAAUACCCCAGCGGACUCCUUUACCCUUAAACCGCCAAGAGCUUUCUCAGCUGCUGGUGAUCCCUCGACUUGCCAGCGACCUGCCUUUCAAGCAGUGAACCCCAGCUAAUGAGCCCCUUUCACCCUGAUGCCCUUUAAUAGCGUCGCCGACCUGCCUUCAGGGAUCACGGGGACCAGUGAAGGAGGUGUCCAGCUGCAGCAUGCUGGCAGCGCUUGUUCUUUUCAGAUUAGUAACUCAGGUGGUAUAGAGCAAGCCAUAAUUUGGACUUUUGCUUUUUGCCCACUAAAAAAAUCAGGCAUCGGCCGUCUGUCGUCUUCCUCAUCCCCCGCUACUGUCUGAGAUUUCAAGCGAAGGCUGAGUUCAGAAGCAAAACAAAGCCAGCUUAACUAAUGACCCAUCCCUGUGUGGGAGGCAUGGCUUGACAGUGGGAUCUCUCAAACCCAUUUACACUCUGGUUGGCCGGGAAACUUGACUUCCUCUGUCUAAGGGACCGCUUUCCGCCCGCCGCUCCAUUAGUAUGAAAUUUGCAUAUUUCGUUUCUGAAACACGUUUUUGGAGUCGAAGCGAUGUGCAAUGUGACGGUGGAACUGCAGUGCCUCUGUAGUCGCUGAUCAGACCGAACAGAAGGGUGUGCAAAUGGCAGCAGCCCAGCUUCUGCUCUGUUUAUAAGGCUUAAGCCAUGUGUUGACGAUGUGUGCCAGUAACAGUGUAACUAGGAAGAUGCUGUGCCUGAAUGUGAUUUAAAAAAAAAAAAAAAGACCCGGCAGGUUCUUCAGUGUUUUGUCAAGUGCAGAAGCUGUUGGAAGAUUUCUGUAACAUCUGACGAACUCGUAUGAUGUAUCUGGAUGUGAUCUGGCAAAGCAUAUUGGCAAUGAAAUUGAAUGUGAUGCAUGUUGAUCGAAAAAAUGAAAAGAAAAUUCAAGCCAAACCCCCAAGGCACUUAUCAAUUGGAUAAUGUUUGAUAUUACACUCGUCUGGGUUUCAUAUAGUAGGCUUCAGAUGUUUUAAUUUCAUGUCCUCCGUGGGGUAAACAGAAGGGUCAAGGAUCCGCUGUGGACCCUGCUGUUUGUCACCAAUUUAAUGUCACCUUCAUGAAUCAGACUCUGCGUUUGUGUCACACAGACUAUUAUUCUCUCCAGCUGCUCAGUAAUUUUGACAGCCUGGAAUCACAGUAUGGCCCUAGAGUGCCCACCCCUGAUGCCAGCCAGAGGUAAAUAUCCAUUUAAGACUUUUAUCUGUGAUAUUACAGACUUUUAUCUGUGGUAUUAGAGGUGACCUGCAAUUAAUAUGUUGUUUAUGGUGAAAUCGGAAGAGACGAGCAGCUCUGCCCAGCCCUGGUUUUAAUGUGAUUGUCAUCUGUGAGUCAUCUUUUUAGUGUUGCCAUGUCCAGCUAAAGGAAAUGAAUGGCCUGGCUUGAGUACAGUGAUAACACCAUCUAUCAAGCCCACAUGCUCUGGCAGGCGACCAGAACUGCUCCACUACAGAGAGCUAGACAUGAUGUACAGUAGAGAGCAUGCUGCCCCGCAGGAAGGACAUGUCAAUUCAGACUCUCACUCGACAAGACAAGACAAAGCUUUGCAUUUGCACUCAGGGGGAAAAAUGUGAUACCACAUAUGUAACUACAGUCAGCGAUCUUCAUUUCAACCAUGUUGCCGGCUUGUAACCACUGUAAAUCACCCAUGUAAAUAUGUAUCAUGCCUAAACAGCCUGAACUGCAAUUUGCAUGUUAUCCUAAAUACAGGUUUAUACUGCAGAGGAAUUAUGUUUAUUCAACCUUAGAUAUUUUCAUCAUACAUUAUGCUCUCUAAUAAAAGCUUAAUUGCUUGUG
Molecule: messenger RNA, 5173 nt
Organism: Myripristis murdjan (pinecone soldierfish)
Lineage: Eukaryota; Metazoa; Chordata; Actinopteri; Holocentriformes; Holocentridae
Product: rho guanine nucleotide exchange factor 26
Exons: 15
Coding region: 407-3319 (970 amino acids)
Biological process (GO): activation of GTPase activity
Molecular function (GO): protein binding; guanyl-nucleotide exchange factor activity
Source: RefSeq, a predicted model, not a curated record